GCAGGUCAGGGGUUGUGUUAUUGUACCCGAGAGGGAGAGGGACGGAGGGAGGGAGAGAGAGAGAGAGAGAGGGGGUAACCUCCGGCGAAUCCAUGGCCUUCGAGGACGACGAUCUCAUCUUCCUUCGACGCCGCUGCCGACGACGGAGAUCCCUUCCCCUUAUCAUCCAUCAUGUCCAGCUGCUUCGGUACAAACCCUUGUUGGCACUUGAUCGGCCGACUCCGGUACUCGGACAACGAGGUCCUUCCGACCCUGAGGAUCCCCCAAUUCCGGGAUUGUUUUGAAUGCUCAAAUUAUCAGAUCUUUCACCCUCUUGUAUUGUUGAGACCUCAAGGUUCAACCGGGCAGGAUACUACGAGGAAGAUUGUCCCCUUUACCAUGCUAGGGCCUCAAGCUGUUUGCAUCAUUCCUGCUACAGGUUUAAUUUCAAGUGCUACACUUAAACAGGCUGAUUCUUCUAGAGGUACAUUAACCUAUGAGGUGUGGCUCCUUUAUGUAUCCUAAAUUUUUCAUUUCUUAUGUUACUUGAUUUAACUUAAGUGAUUGUUGCUUUUGAAUGUUGAACAAGAUAUUUUGAGACCUCUGCUAGAAACUUUACUCCUGUUCUUUCGUGGCAGUUUGAGACAUGUUUACUUACCAUUGAUGAAAUUUAUGUGUAGUUAGCUAAAUAUCAAUUGUUUGGCUAACAAACGUGAGAUGCAACAAUGUUAUGAGUGGUAUCUAUG
This is a messenger RNA of Diospyros lotus (date-plum), 725 nucleotides long. RefSeq names its product AT-hook motif nuclear-localized protein 4-like. Gene Ontology annotation, molecular function: minor groove of adenine-thymine-rich DNA binding. NCBI's taxonomy places the organism in Eukaryota, Viridiplantae, Streptophyta, Magnoliopsida, Ericales, Ebenaceae. The coding region runs from base 172 to 504 and encodes 110 amino acids. The transcript has 3 exons. The record is from RefSeq and is a predicted model, not a curated record.